Messenger RNA from Sorghum bicolor (sorghum), 2533 nucleotides. Its product is annotated as chloroplastic group IIA intron splicing facilitator CRS1, chloroplastic. Bases 122 to 2308 code for a protein of 728 amino acids. The record is from RefSeq and is a predicted model, not a curated record. Gene Ontology annotation, biological process: RNA splicing, via transesterification reactions. Lineage: Eukaryota; Viridiplantae; Streptophyta; Magnoliopsida; Poales; Poaceae. The transcript has 8 exons. Gene Ontology annotation, molecular function: mRNA binding.
UCAGGUUCUGGCCGCCACCCAUCCAUCCUGGCCGCACGCGCUCGGCACACGGUCCACAUGGGUGAAGCAGAGUGACGGAUGAGUGAAGCAGAGUGAGCAACGGGCCGUAGCCGAGCCCGCCAUGGCGCCACCGCCGCUACCCCUCUUCUCCCCGUCCCCAAAGGCCCCGCCUCCGCCGCCAUGGCUCCACGGGUCCUCCACCCAAAGCCGCGACUCCGCACCCCCGGUGCCUCCACCCCCCGCCGACGCAACUCCUCCCAAGCCCCGCACCCACAGCCCCAAAUCGGCACCGGCAAAGAAAAACACCAAAACAACAGCCAAGCCCCUCACUGCCGGAGUCCCGGGGGGCCGCACACACCGAGCUGUCCUCGGCAUCAUCCGGCGCGUCCGCUCCCUCGAGCUCUCAGAUGCUCCGAGUGCGAGUUCCGUCCACGACAGCAACGCCGGUGCCGCCGCCGCAUUCCACCUUCCAAUCGAGCCGUCCCCGCCGCGGGAACCAGGCCAAGAAGUGGUGGAGAAGGCGAAGCCGCGGGCGGUUCCGUGGGCGGCUGCUAGGGACGAGGGCCUCAAGGUCGCGCUGCGGCGGGAGAAGAAGCCGCGGAAGCCGACGCGCGCCGAGACCGAGCUGGAGACCGACGAGCUGGACCGGCUGCGGCGGUUGGCGCGCGGGAUGGGCAGGUGGGCGCGGGCCAAGAAGGCCGGAGUCACCGACGAGGUGGUCGAGGAGAUGCGAAGGGAAUGGGCCAGUGGUGAAGAGCUCGCCGCAGUGCGUAUCGUCGAGCCACUCCGCCGGUCCAUGGACCGCGCCAGGGAGAUUCUUGAGAUAAAAACAGGAGGAUUAGUUGUGUGGACAAAAGGAGACAUACAUUUUGUCUAUAAAGGAAGCAAAUAUCAGCAAAACGCAAAGCAUAGUCACACUUUUGUAACUAAUGUUCAUAAAGGUUCUCUCGUAAAACAAAAUGUUCGUGGUGAAGCAGAUGAUGCUUUUCAAGAAAAUGAUCAGAGCAUUUGUGGCCAGAAGGAUGAAGAACCUGUCAAGGGAACACUAUACGAGAGGGAAGUCAAUAGACUAUUGGACACUUUGGGCCCUCGAUUUGUUGAUUGGUGGUGGGACACACCAUUACCUGUGGAUGCUGAUCUCCUCCCAGAGUUCAUUCCAGGCUUUAAGACUCCAUUUAGGCAGUGCCCUCCUGGUGUGAGACCAACACUAGCUGAUGAGGAGCUGACAUACUUGCGCAAGCUUGCGCGCCCUUUGCCAACACAUUUUGCCCUUGGUAGAAAUACAAGAUUGCAGGGUUUGGCUGCUGCUAUACUGAAGCUUUGGGAGAAAAGCCUUAUAGCAAAAAUUGCAGUGAAAGUAGGUAUCCAGAAUACGAACAAUGAACAAAUGGCAUGGAACCUGAAGCAUCUUACGGGAGGCACUGUGAUAUUGAGAAACAAGGAUUUUGUUAUUCUAUAUAGAGGCAAGGAUUUUCUGCCUGGUGGAGUUGCUCAAACUGUUAUUCAACGAGAAGCUCAGGUAGAUGAUGAACAGGUGAAGGAAGAGGAAGCUCGACUGAAAGCAGUUGACUCUCUUCAGAUGGUUGGUGAAUUAUCAUCUGAUGAAGAAAGUUCUGUAGGAACUUUCAGGGAGUAUAAGGAUUUCCAUGCUGACUUUGUGCAUGCAAACACUGAAAAGUCCAACACCAUGAUUGAAUUAGAGGCCGAGAAGUAUAGAUUGGAAAAGGAACUGAAAGAUCAUGAAUGGAAGCUUUCCAUUCUCAACAAGAAGAUUGAAAGAUCUAACCAGGCACUGGCAAAGCUUCGCAGUUCUUGGAGCCCUUCAGAGCAGUCUGCUGAUAGAGAACUAUUGACAGAAGAGGAAAAGAUAAUGUUCCGCCGGAUUGGCCGCAAAAUGGAUGGGCUUGUUCUCCUAGGAAGGCGUGGUAUCUUUGAUGGUGUAAUUGAAGAGAUUCAUCAGCAUUGGAAACAUAAAGAGGUUGUGAAAGUAAUUACAAAGCAGAAUCAAGCCCGACAGAUCAUGUACACAGCGAAUUUGCUUGAGGUUGAGACAGGUGGAAUAUUAAUAGCAGUAGAAAAGCUCACAACCAGCCAUGCCAUAAUACUUUACCGUGGGAAAAACUAUCGCCGCCCAGCAAAAUCAUCAUUUAGUAAUCUCCUAACGAAAAGAGAAGCUCUCCGAAGAUCACUUGAGGUCCAGCGGCGAGGGUCAAUGAAAUACUUUGUCCGGGAGAGACAGAAGUCCAUUUCGGAAUUGAAAAGGAGACUGAGAUAUGUGACAAGGCAAAUCAGGUAUCGAACCCCAUGAUCAUGAAGAAGUUGGAUGCUUGGAUAGCAUGGUCAGUGAAGAUAUUUGCAAAUUGCAGUAAUGACUGUCAAGAUUUUUUUUCUUAUUAUGGGAUAGCCGUGUAAAACUGUAAAGCCGAAAAUGAACAAUUCUGAAGUGUACAGCUUAUAUAAUUGUCUGUUGUACAUAUGUGCCACUUUACCCACAUUUCAUAAAAAUAAGUGAAAUUUCUCUGUUUUGGUGCAA